This is a messenger RNA of Chironomus riparius, 5232 nucleotides long. Lineage: Eukaryota; Metazoa; Arthropoda; Insecta; Diptera; Chironomidae. The record is from the annotation of a GenBank genome assembly.
AUGCAAUUAAAGUAUCUAAAGACAGCACUUGAGCCUCAAGAUCACUUGAGUCGAAUCGCUGGAUUAUCAUGGUCACCGAACUGUCAAAAAUUGGCUGUGGCUACAUCAGAUCGAACUGUAUUGCUUUUUGAUGACAAUGGAGAAAGGAAGGAUAAAUUUUCAACAAAACCAGGAGAUCCAUCAGCAAGUCGAGGUUCUUAUGUAAUUCGAGGUAUUGCAUUCAGUCCCGAUUCUACGAGACUUGCUGUCGCCCAGAGUGACAAUAUUGUUUAUGUCUAUAAACUUGGUGAUAAUUGGAAUGACAAAAAGGUGAUUUGUAACAAAUUUGUGCAGCAAUCUGCAGUUGCAUGCAUGAUAUGGAUGUCAUCUGGAAUGAUAAUCGCAGGCUUAGAAGAUGGAAGGGUUCGAGCACUUCAUUGUAAAAAUAACAAGUCACAGAAUUUGUAUGGAACUGAAUCUAUGGCAAUUACGUUAGCAUCUAAUGCUCGUGGUACGGGAGUUAUAUCAGGGCAUGAUGAUGGAUCAGUUAUAAGAUUUUACAUUGUUGAAGAAAAUUCAGAACCAUCUGGUCGAUUAUUUCAACAUUCUGUGCCACCUUCAGCUCUCGCUUGGAGUUCUAGUGGAGCAAUAAUCGCUGCUGGUUGUGAUAAGAAAGUCAAUUUUUAUGACUGGCAAGGUCGUCUACAACGAUCAUUUGAUUAUUCACGUGAUGAUAAUGAACGUGAAUUUAUGAUAGCUACAUGUAGUCCAAAUGGUCAGAGUGUAGCUGUUGGCAGUUUUGAUCGCAUUAGAGUCUACACAUACAGUCCACGUCAAAACUCAUGGAGUGAAGCUUUAUCGAAGGACAUUGCUAAUUUAUAUUCAAUAACUGCACUCUCAUGGAGGAAAGAUGGUGCACGAUUGGCAGUAGGAACUGUCUGUGGAGGUGUCUUUUAUUUCGAAAGUGUCAUUAAGAGAACAAUUUGGCAAGACAAGUUUGAGAUAACAUUCGUGGCACCUAGUCAAGUUCUAUUGAAAUCAUUACAAGAACCAUCAAAUUCAAUGAUUGUCGAGUCACAGUCAGGCUUAGAAAUUGAUGAUGUUCGUAUAAUGGGAAAGGACAAUUUUUUAGUCGCUAGAACUGAUGAAUCCUUAAUACUUUGUGAUCUUACUCGAUCUCUAACCAGUGAAGUUUCUUGGAUAGCUACUGGUCGUCAUGAACGAUUUUACUUUGAGAAUCCAAAUGUUUGUUUAAUCUUCAAUGCAGGAGAGCUUUCUUUAGUUGAGUAUGGAGAUAGCUUCAUAUUGGGUUCAGUUCGGACUGAAUUUGUUAAUCCACAUUUAAUAUCAGUUCGAUUAAAUGAACGAGGAACUUCUACGAAUAAUAAGAAGCUAGCUUAUUUACUUGAUAUGAAAACAAUUUGUGUUGUCGACUUGAUCAUGCAAACAGUCAUCACGCAAAUCUCUCAUGACUCAAAAUUAGAUUGGCUUGAAUUAAGUGAGACAGCUCAUAAACUUUUAUUUCGAGAUAAGAAAAUGAGGCUAAUUGUUGUGGAUAUCCAAUCUGGAAGGAAGCAGACGUUAUUAAGUAAAGUACAAUUUGUACAGUGGGUUAGUAAGAGUGACGUUGUUCUAGCUCAAACUGACAGUAAUUUAGCAGUUUGGUAUAAUAUUGAUCUACCAGAACAUGUCACAAUUAUGACUGUACGAGGUGAUGUGGUUGAUGUCAUAAGGGAAGACGGAAAAACAGAAGUUCACACAAAGGAAGGCGCAACUGAACAUAUUUAUCCAUUAGAUGAGGGACUUGUUGAGUUUGGAACAGCAUUAAAUGAUGGAGAUUUUGGACGUGCUGUAAUUUAUCUUGAAACUCUUGGCGAUAAACCAGCAGCAAAGGCAAUGUGGCAUAACUUAGCAAAUAUUGCCCUAAUUCAACAAAAUCUUCGUGUUGCACAUCGAUGCUUCGCAGCACUUUCUAAUGCCUCGAAAACUUACUAUCUCUAUGAAACUAUAAAAAUUGGUGAACGAUAUGCUGAAUCCACAGGACAGUCUGAAAUUCAAUGUCCAGAAGUUCGUGCUAGAUUAGCUUUACUUGGUGGAGAUUUACGAGCUGCUGAGAGAAUUUAUAUUGAUCAAGGUGAUAUUGAGUCAGCACUUCAGAUGUACAUUAAAUUACGUCGUUGGGAUGAUGCAAUAAAGUUGGCAGAACGUCGCGGUUAUCCAGGUGUUUAUGAUUUAAGAGAGAAACAAAUGUCAUACUUGCUGACAACUAAUCAAGAAGAAAAAGCCGGUGAAGUUUUAGAAGAACGUGGUGAGAAAGAUAAAGCAUUAACUUUAUACAUGAAAGCUAAUAAGCCAGGCAAGGCAGCACGAUUAGCUCUCAAAACGCCAUCGUUGCUUCAAAAUGAAGAUUUAAUUUCAAGAAUAAUUUCUCUUCUCGUUCGUGCUGAACUGUUUGAACUGGCUGGUGACUUGGCACACAAAACUAAUCAACUGGAUUUGGCAACAAAGUUUUAUAAGAAAGGCAAUGCAUUCUCACGUGCUAUUGAAAUCGCACGAAUUGUAGCACCUGAUGACGUAACAUCACUUGAAGAAGAAUGGGGUGAUCAUUUAGUGUCGAAAAGGCAGUUGGAUGCAUCCAUUAAUCAUUAUAUAGAAGCUGGAUGUACAUUAAAAGCACUUGAUGCAGCUAUGGGUGCAAAACAGUACAGAAAAGCUGUUCAAAUCAUGAAAGUUCUGGAUGAGCCAGAAGAGAUUAAAAAGUAUGCAAUGGAACUAGCUGAACGUUUGUCAAGCAUUGGUGAUAUUGAAACUGCUGAGGAUAUCCUUGUUCGAGCUGAAAUGUACACAGAAGCAAUAGAGCUGCUUAACAAACACAACAAAUGGGAAAAGUCCUUUGAUAUAGCUGAACAAUAUUUAGAAGGAGAUGAAAUUACGAGACUUUUUGGUGAUGUUGCUACAAAAUUGGAAGAAGACAAGAAGUUUAGAGAUGCUGAGAAAGUUUACAUAAUUAUGAGUCAACCAGAUAAAGCUAUUGAGAUGUACAGAAACGUUGAAAUGUAUGAUGCAAUGAUUCGACUCGUCGAAAGAUACCAUAAAGAGCACUUGGAAGCAACACAUCUUCAAUUAGCACGACAACUUGAAGAAAAAGGACGUUUGAAGAACGCAGAAGUUCACUUUGUCGCUGCUGGAGAUUGGAAGUCAGCUGUUCAUGCUUACUGCUCAGCUGGAAAAUUUGAGGAAGCUUUUAGAGUCUCAAAACAGAAAGGAAGUGAUGGUGCGUCAAAUCAAGUCGCUUAUAUGUGGGCAAAAUCUUUGCCAUCAGUUGAUGGUGCUGCAAGACUCCUUACAAAAAUGGGUCUAGUCGAUACAUCCAUUACUUUUGCAUGCGAUUCUGGGCAGUUUGAUUUUGCGCUUGAUUUAUGUAAAGCAACUGGAAAGGUUGCAGAUGAUGUUCAUUACAAGAUUGCAUUGUCAUUUGAGGAUGAAGGGAAGUUCCCAGAAGCAGAAACUGAAUUUUUACUAGCAAAUAAGCCAAGAGAGGCAAUAAUGAUGCAUGUUCAUGGUGGAGAUUGGAAGUCGGCUAUUAAAAUAGCUGAAAAGCAUGUCCCAGAAGCAGUCAAUGAAGUUUUAAUAAAUCAAGCAGGUGCUGCUUUAGAAGCCAGGAACUAUCAUGAAUAUGAAGCACUUCUAAUUCGUGCAGAACGUCCUGAUUUGAUAAUAAAUCAUUAUAAGGAAUAUAACAUGUGGCAUGAAGCUAUUCGUAUUGCUGAAGAAUAUUUGCCACAAGAAGUAGCUGAACUAAAACGCAUGCAGAUUCGAUCUAAUCGUGGUUCCGCUUCCGGUGAUUCUCGAAGUUUAUUACAACAAGCAUCCGAAUAUGCCAGAAAUGAAGACUUUAAGAAGGCUGCUGAAUGUCUAUUGCAAAUUAACCAAACGAAUGCUGAAGAACAGUCGGUUGAGCGUGCCUUAAUUCGUGCUGCAGAAAUCUGUAAUCAAUUUUUGGAAGGAGAAGAAGCUGUUGAAAUUGCUAGGGAACUUGGACCAAGGCUCAUGGAUAUAAAUUUAAUUGGUCCGGCGGCUCAACUUUAUUUGGCAGCAGAACUACCAAAGGAAGCUGUUGAUGUAUUUAUUCAGUCUGAUAAUUGGAGUAAGGCUAGACGAUUAGCUAAGGAAAUCGACCCAACCUUAUUAAACUACGUCGAGUCACAACAAAAGUUUAAAUUAAAGCAUCAAGGAAAUGUUGAACAGCUUGCAGACAUAGAUAUUGUAAGUGCACUCGAUUUACUAGCUGAACAGCAACAAUGGACGAGAUGUAUAGAGAAGGCAAAGCAACAUGGUGGACAAAUAUUGCAAAAGUAUCUAGCACAAUAUGCAGCCCAAUUAAUACGAGAUAGUGAGGCACCAGCAGCACUUAAUUUAUAUUUACAGUAUGGAGCACCUGCAUUGGCACAAAAUUACACAGUUUAUCAUCGAAUUGCUACAGAAUGUUUUGGUCUGCGAGAACCUGAAGGAUUAAAUUUAUGGAAAGACUUGAGAAACUUUUUAUUCCAAGUUGUAAAAGCAAUAAAGGCAAGUGACACACCAGACACUAGCAAUGCUGUUGAUAAAUUCGAGCAUUUACUGAUGAUUGCUCAUUUUUAUGCUGUCAGAGCUGCAUGUAGACAAGUGUCAGCCUUACAAAACAUAUCAUUGAAAAUUUCUGUAGCACUUUUAAGGUACACGGACGUUAUUCCAUGCGAUAAAGGAUUUUAUGAAGCAGGAAUGGAUUUGAGACAAGUUGGAAGAGAAUCGGAAGCAUUUGUGAUGUUAAAUCAUUAUUUGGACAUUUGUGAAGCUAUUGAAGAAGGUUCUGGUGAUUUAGUAGAUCACACAGAUUUAGGAUCAACGGAUUAUCCAAGUUCCGUUCCCAUUCCUGAGUCUAUGCAUUUAAAACAUGAAAUGAAAUUACAUGAAGAAAUUCGAGAUUGGGUUUUAGCAAUAAGCAUGGAUCAACAGGUUGAUCAGUCAUUACCUGUUGAUGAUAGAAAUCUUUAUGAAUCAAGCGUAGGUAUGGGCGAUUCUGUAUGUCUUAUUUCAUCAUAUCCAGUUCUAGGACGUCAGCCAAUAACAUUCCAACGUUCCUCAAAUUUGUGUAAUCGUGAUGCAUACAGCAAAUUGACAGUAUCAGCAAAAAUGUCACCACACACGGAUGUUCCUGAAAUUAUAGAGUUCUUAGAACAAUGGCAAGGUCCUGCAAAUUUUUUAUCAUCAUGA